UGCAGAGUCACAUGACACGCUGCAGCUCAGGAGCUCUGAGACCGGUUGUGUACAGUCAGGUGACAGCAGCUGAGUGAACAUGGCGGGCGGUCUUGUACGGGGAAAGCUGAUCGCUGUGAUCGGGGAUGAGGACACCUGUACCGGCUUCUUACUCGGGGGGAUCGGUGAGCUGAACAAGAACAGGAAGCCAAAUUUCCUGGUGGUGGAGAAGGAGACGAGUAUAACAGAGAUUGAGGAGACCUUCCGGGGUUUUCUUCAGCGUGAUGAUAUUGGAAUUAUACUGAUCAAUCAAUUCAUUGCUGAGAUGAUUCGUCAUGCCAUCGAUGCCCACAAUGUCUCCAUUCCAGCCGUGCUUGAAAUUCCGUCCAAGGAGCACCCGUAUGAUGCCAACAAGGACUCCAUACUGCGGAGAGCUAAGGGCAUGUUCACUGCGGAGGACUUGCGAUAACUGUCAUAUGCUCAGCGUCUGGGAGCUUCCUGUUAUGGGUGUUGUGUAACUAUUUCACUUCCAGAACUGCGCUGUACGUCGGUGACAUGUUAAUAGUGGAAGCUGUCUGUGCUUGUUGUACACUUUUGUUGCCCAUGUAAUUUUUUUUUGUCCAU
Molecule: messenger RNA, 603 nt
Organism: Nanorana parkeri
Lineage: Eukaryota; Metazoa; Chordata; Amphibia; Anura; Dicroglossidae
Gene: ATP6V1F
Product: ATPase H+ transporting V1 subunit F
Exons: 2
Coding region: 80-448 (122 amino acids)
Biological process (GO): proton transmembrane transport
Cellular component (GO): membrane; proton-transporting V-type ATPase, V1 domain
Molecular function (GO): proton-transporting ATPase activity, rotational mechanism
Source: RefSeq, a predicted model, not a curated record